Helobdella robusta is the source of this 393-nucleotide messenger RNA. RefSeq lists its product as hypothetical. The transcript has 2 exons. The coding region runs from base 1 to 393 and encodes 130 amino acids. Lineage: Eukaryota; Metazoa; Annelida; Clitellata; Rhynchobdellida; Glossiphoniidae. The record is from RefSeq and is a predicted model, not a curated record.
AUGAGUGGCGAUACGAUAAAAAUCGUCAAGUUUUUAUCCGGCUUAGCAUUCCAGCUGUUCCUGGUAGCUGCCACGUCGAAGGCUGGCUCACUGCAGCUGAAUCAUGGCACGGAGUUGGAGAAUUUAAGCUUGCUCGGUUUGCAGUGGCUGGCUAUGGUCAUGCUGUUCAUUUCCUGGCUGAUUGUCCAGGUUGUCACCAAAAAUUUCUGGUACACCAUGGCUAAUCUGGCUUUCUGCAUCAGCGCUGUGGUGGCGAUAUUCUUAACGAUCGGUUUUCGAGUGGCAUACACAAACACCGACUCGCCCCAAGAUAGUCUGGUCAUUGCUGCCUACUCGUUGGCCGCAGUUUUGUCGCUCACAGGCGCCAUCUGGAACUUUUUCUGGAAAAGAUAG